Molecule: messenger RNA, 2115 nt
Organism: Mesoplodon densirostris (Blainville's beaked whale)
Lineage: Eukaryota; Metazoa; Chordata; Mammalia; Artiodactyla; Ziphiidae
Gene: GPR17
Product: G protein-coupled receptor 17
Exons: 5
Biological process (GO): positive regulation of Rho protein signal transduction; phospholipase C-activating G protein-coupled receptor signaling pathway
Cellular component (GO): membrane
Molecular function (GO): G protein-coupled receptor activity
Source: RefSeq, a predicted model, not a curated record
AUGAGGCAACUGACGCCUGCCCCUCAGGACUGGUGUGCGGUGUCCAGGCAGGCCCGCCGCCUCGUGCCGGCCAGAGGAGGUGGUCAGUACCUGGGAGUGGCCCUCACGGAGCGGCCGGGUGCCGACUGCACCGCCGCGGGGCACAGCCCGGGCCCGAGCCAUCUGUGGUGGUUAACGAGGCAUGAAGCUGCUGCCGGCCCGACAGCCCCUCGUCCCCACAGUCUGGACCACCCUCCCUCCCUCUACUAUGGGAACCCACGCCUGGGGAUGGCACCCAGCCUCCUCCUCAGGGCUGACGUGCCCAUGCCCACGGGGCACCUCCCAACCACACAGGCAGGGAGUGGAGGUGUUGGGGGCGGGGCUUCAGGGGAGCCCCAGAAGCUGCGCUGCAGGCAGGGGCACGCGAGGCUGAAACCGAUCCCCGCUCGGGGCUGUGGACUGUGUGGGGUGUGCACAGAGGGCACUCUGGCCCGGCUGUCCUGCCUUCUCCUGCCCACACCCCCGGGUCCCAGGCCUGCCAGGCCCUCCUGUGAUGGGUGCCGGGUGCCGGGUGCUGGGAGAACUGGGGAAGCCGUGGGGCUCAGGGGCCCCAUGCACCCCACCCCUCAGACAGCACACAGGGGAAAGGAACAGAAAACGUGGGGCUCCUCCCCCUGCCCUCACACCCCCCAGAGCCUCAGACAGACGGGUCACCACGCUCUCCCUGUGGUGCUGACUCCAUCCCCCAGGCCUGAGGGGUGGCCUUCCGGGUCACCAGGGUCCAGACAGGGCCUUCACAUGCCCUGUAGGGACGUGGCUGCACAGUGGGGAGCCGGCCCCAGCAGCAGCUUAGCACCCAGUCCCUGGUUUUGGUUUUGCUUCCUGCUGAAGUUCAGAGAGCCUGUGAUGCCUGCCCACCCCCAGAUGGACCCAAGAGGUGUCCUCAGUGGCCCCCGAGGCAACGCCAGGGGUGGAACAGGGUCGGGGCCGGCAGGUACCGCAGGCUUCCGAGGGCUCACGUCUGCAGAGGGUGAUGCCCCGCCGGUCGCAGGCUCUCCAGGGCCUGUCUGCUUGUUCCCUCCAGGCUCAGCCCCAGGCUCUACCUCCAGCUAAAGCAUGAAUGGCCUCGAGGUGGCUUCCUCAGGCCUGAUGGCCAACUCCUCCCUGGCCCCCACGGAGCAAUGUGGCCAAGAGACGCCGCUGGAGAACGUCCUCUUUGCCUCCUUCUACCUCCUGGAUUUCAUCCUGGCUUUUGUUGGCAACUCCCUGGCCCUGUGGCUCUUCGUCCGGGACCACAAGUCCGGCACCCCUGCCAACGUGUUCCUGAUGCACCUGGCCGUGGCCGACCUGUCCUGCGUGCUGGUCCUGCCCACCCGCCUUGUCUACCACUUCUCGGGGAGCCACUGGCCGUUUGGGGAGAUCCCGUGCCGGCUCACCGGCUUCCUCUUCUACCUCAACAUGUACGCCAGCAUCUACUUUCUCACCUGCAUCAGCGCUGACCGCUUCCUGGCCAUCGUGCACCCCGUCAAGUCCCUCAAGCUCCGCAGGCCCCUCCACGCCCACCUGGCCUGCGCCUUCCUCUGGGUGAUGGUGGCCGUGGCCAUGGCCCCGCUGCUGGUGAGCCCACAAACGGUGCGGACCAACCGCACGGUGGUCUGCCUGCAGCUGUACAGGGAGAAGGCCUCCCAGCACGCCUUUGCGUCUCUGGCCGUGGCCUUCACCUUCCCGUUCGUCACCACGGUCACCUGCUACCUGCUCAUCAUCCGCAGCCUGCGGCAGGGCCCACGCGUGGAGCGGCGCCUCAAGAACAAGGCGGUGCGCAUGAUCGCCGCGGUGCUGGCCAUCUUCCUCGUCUGCUUCGUGCCCUACCACGUCCACCGCUCCGUCUACGUGCUGCGCUACCGCGGCCACCGCGCCUCGUGCGCCGCCCAGCGCGCGCUGGCGCUCGGCAACCGCAUCACGUCCUGCCUCAGCAGCCUCAACGGCGCUCUCGACCCCAUCAUGUACUUCUUCGUGGCCGAGAAGUUCCGAGACGCCCUGUGCAGCCUGCUGUGCGGCAAGAGGCUGCCGGGGCCGCCCCCCAGCGCCGACGGGAAGACCAACGAGAGCUCGCUGAGCGCCAGGUCGGAGCUGUGA